This is a messenger RNA of Olea europaea var. sylvestris, 1029 nucleotides long. Its product is annotated as peptide chain release factor PrfB3, chloroplastic. Gene Ontology annotation, biological process: translational termination. The record is from RefSeq and is a predicted model, not a curated record. The transcript is spliced from 6 exons. NCBI's taxonomy places the organism in Eukaryota, Viridiplantae, Streptophyta, Magnoliopsida, Lamiales, Oleaceae.
GUAUGAUAUAUGCAUACAAUAGUCUAGUGCUUGCCACUUGGAUUGGUUGUAAUGGUUUGGUUUUAUAUAGGCAUGUUUUCUUUAAGAACAAGGAUAGAAGAUUCAAUUCUCCGUGCAGAGAUGUUAGCACCAAUAGCCUUGGACCACGAAGAAGUAAGACAUGUCAAGCAAGAAGAAAUUAUUCAUGAUCAUGACUUGUGGGAUGACCCGGGGAAAUCGAAUGAAAUCCUCAUCAAACUAGCCGACAGUGCCAAGGUGGUUGAUGCCCUUAAACACCUCAAAUAUAAGGCUGAGGAAGCUAAACUGAUUAAAGAGCUUGCAGAGCUGGGUAUUGUAAAUUACGAGCUUUUCAAGCAGGAAUAUUUUGCAUCUGUAGAUUUAAACAAGUUUUUGAAUAAGUAUGAGACGUCUAAGUUUCUUAAAAAGUCAUAUGACAUGGAGGGAGCAUGUCCCAAAAUUGAAUCCAGAUGUGGAGACAUUUACUUAGAGGUUCGUGUGUGCCUGAAAUGGGCUGAAAAGCAAGGUCAUGCAGUGAGGUUAGUUGAGAGAUGUCCUACAAAGAAUGGAGGUAUCAAGUCAGCAACAAUUGAAUUCGAAUUCAAAUAUGCUUAAGGCUAUCUAUCAGGGGCAAGAGGUGUUCACCGAAUAAUUGGAACUCAUAAGAGUGAAUUUAAUUAUCCUGAGGUCAUUACUAUAUCUUUUGGCAGAAUUGAUAAAUGCUUUGCGGCUAUGGAUGUGAUUCCUUUGUUCCUUGAAUCAUCACUCAGACUAUUAAUUGAUGAGAAGGAUCUACUAGUCUCCUGCCCAUCAUCUUCCAAGAAGUUGGGCGAGAUUUCUUCAUCAGUUUCCAUUCAGCAUAUUUUAACUGGUAUGGAAGUCCAAUCAACAGUGUGCCGUGUUGCGAACAAGAUUAAGGCCUUUAACCGCUUGAAGGCUAAACUUCUCAUUAUUUUGAGGGAUCAACGUACAUCUGGUGUGAGUAACAUAAAGAAAGAUGAGCUUGUUGAUAUGUGGAGUCACGAGGCAUGA